CCUUGACCCACGCCCUGAAUGUUCUAGCCCCCUCCCCGUCCGGACGACUAGGAGUGUUGCAUCGGAAAAGGUCCCACUGGGAACGAGUGGCUUCUAAGAAAAGACGAGGCGAUGGUCAGAAGAGCUUUGUCGUUGACCUGGACCACCGGCCAGACGCGAACCCGGCAUCUUGUCACCGGCCCACGCCCGGGGCCCGGCAGUGAUACAUGGGCGCCCGACAAUCAAGUAGAAUCCAGGCUGAGCCGAGCGAGCCCUUGCCUGAAACGACACGACACCGGCCGAUCAGUCCAAUCAUCCGUUACCGUCCUAGCGCUAGCAACUUGUGCAGUUGAUACGUGACUGGCAGUGCCAUUGAGCCCGGGAUGCUGAUCUUUCAACUGGCAUAUGGCAUGAGAGGGGGAGAAGGACGGGGGGGCGAGAGGCGGGAGGCGGAAGAAGGAUGCGGGGAAGCUCAGACUAAACGAAGUUAGGACCGACGAGAUAUAAGAAGCAGUUGACGAUGUCCUCUGCCUCUGAGAAACCCUUCAUUAUCACUCACUCUUCCUCACUCAACUCUCACUCAUAGCAGCUCGCCACCAGCGUUCCAUUGAGUCUCAGCCACAUACGCCUUUAGUUCAAUAUCGCACCUGCAACCUCUCUCAGUGUGUCUUGAACACCUAGGAUCAACCACCUCCGUCAUCGAUCUCUGCGACCGAAGCCACAUACAUACCUUUGGACUUGGAGAACAUUUCCCGCCACCCAGCUUCCCUCCCACCCAACUGCACCACCAAUACUCCCUACCUCUCUUCCGGACCUCUUUUGAAGCCGCAAGGAUGUCACGACUCGCAGUGCAGCCCAUUACCGCCCCCGUGGCACCCAUCGUCGGACAUCAGCCCAAAGCCUUCCACGCGAGCCCUAAGCCCCUCGGUCCCCAUAUUACCUCGCCGACUCUCACCCGGGUUCUCCCCGAGUUUAACCUCCAGGGCAAGGUCAUUGUCGUCUCCGGUGGCGCACGAGGACUCGGUCUCACACAAGCAGAAGCGCUUCUGGAAGCUGGCGCGAUAGUUCACGCAAUCGACCGCCUCCCUAAGCCGGACCCGGACUUUGAGAAGGUCGCCCUCCGCGCCAACACGGAGCUUGCGACCUCGUUGACAUACCACCAAGUUGACGUGCGCGACGUCCCAGCCCUCAACGAGAUUGUCGAAGGUAUCGCCAACAGACACGGCCGCCUGGACGGCCUCAUUGCCGCCGCUGGUAUUCAGCAGGAGACGCCCGCACUCGAGUACAAGGCCGAGGAUGUCGACAAGAUGAUGGGGGUCAACGUCACGGGCGCCUUCAUGACGGCGCAGGCGGUCGCCCGGCAGAUGGUGAGGCUCAACACCAGCGGCAGCAUCGUCUUGAUUGCGAGCAUGAGUGGCACCGUCGCCAACAGGGGAUUAAUUUGCCCUGCAUACAACGCCUCCAAGGCGGCAGUCUUGCAACUCGCCCGCAACUUGGCUGCCGAGUGGGGCGUGCACGGCAUCCGUGUCAACACUAUCUCGCCAGGCUAUAUCGUCACUGCUAUGGUCGAGGCUCUCUUCGAGACGUAUCCAGAGCGCAAGGUGGAGUGGCCGAAGCACAACAUGCUCGGAAGACUCAGCCAGCCCAACGAGUACCGCGGUGCCGCCGUCUUCUUGUUGAGCGAUGCCAGCAGCUUCAUGACAGGCAGUGACUUGCGCAUCGACGGUGGGCACUGCGCGUGGUGAGAAUGGUGAGGGGAAAAGGGGGAACAUCGGCGUUAUUUGAUUAUUCUUAAUACACCCAGGCCUUCUUCCGGGGGUCUGGCGGGUUCGCUUUUGUAGAGAGCUGGAUACCUAUAAUACAUUC
Molecule: messenger RNA, 1845 nt
Organism: Colletotrichum destructivum
Lineage: Eukaryota; Fungi; Ascomycota; Sordariomycetes; Glomerellales; Glomerellaceae
Product: Putative short-chain dehydrogenase/reductase SDR, NAD(P)-binding domain superfamily
Exons: 4
Coding region: 813-1724 (303 amino acids)
Cellular component (GO): intracellular anatomical structure
Molecular function (GO): oxidoreductase activity, acting on NAD(P)H, oxygen as acceptor
Source: RefSeq, a predicted model, not a curated record